UCCCUCUCCUGAUAAUCGUGGCUGCCUAUAAAUAUAUCUAUGCCAUCUCAAUUUCUAACAAAACACCCUAAAUACAUAUAUCCAUCUACCUUCUAAUUUCUAUCAAAGCCAGAGCAAAUAUGGGGCGGGUACCUUUCUUUCUCAUUUUCUUCCUCUUCCUUUCUCUGCCUAAUUCAUCUCUCUCUUCUUUUUCUUUUAACUCAUCUACGCCUCUUUGCCUUUCCGACCAAAGCUCUGCUUUGCUCCAUUUCAGAAACUCUUUUUUUGUUGGCGAUUCUGAUAACAAUUGUGAUUAUCCUCCGAAGAAUUCGUGGAAAAUGGGUACAAAUUGUUGUGGGUGGGAUGGGGUCACCUGUGAUACGAUGACAGGUCAUGUCAUUGCUGUCGACCUCAGUUGCAGUCGCCUUGUAGGUCCCAUCCAUCCCAAUAGCACCCUUUUCUCUCUUCGCCAUCUCCAGCGGCUCAACCUCGCUUACAACGAUUUCGUUGACUCUACAAUUUCAUCUAAGUUUGGUGGCUUUGCGAAUAUGACGCAUCUCAACCUCGCUUACUCCUCCGUUGCUGGUAAUUUCCCAUCCGAAAUCUCCCACUUAUCCAAACUGGUUUCACUUGAUCUCACUUUUAAUUCUUUCAUGAGAAUUGAAACACGUAGUCUGAAAAGGCUUGUUCAAAACCUAACCCAUCUAACUGAACUUGUUUUGGAUUUUGUUGACAUGUCUUCUGUUUCACCUAAUUCUUUCAUGAAUUUGUCUUCCUCUUUGACAUCUCUUCGUCUUUCUGUCUGUGGAUUGAAAGGGAGAUUCCCAAAUAAUAUAUUCCACCUCCCAAACCUCCAGCUGCUCGAUCUAAGUUACAACAACAAUCUCACCGGUUCCCUUCCAACGUAUAACUGGAGUACUCCUCUCAAGUCCUUGCAUCUCUCUGGAACCGAAUUCCCAAUCGACUUACCUAAUUCAGUCAGCAAUCUCAAGUCCUUAAAAGAAUUGUACAUUGGUGGAUGCAAUUUCAUAGGUUCAUCGUCUCCAACAUUUCUUUCAAAUCUCACACAAAUAACUUCCUUGGACCUUUCAUAUAAUAACUUUGGUGGUCAAUUUCCAUGGUCCCUCCUAAACUUUGAAGUACUCACUUACUUAGAUCUCUCAAACAACAAUUUCAUAGGUCAACUUCCAGAUCUUUCUUUAAACUGGACACAAGUUUCUUCUUCAAACAGUUCUUCUUCAAACAGUUCUUCCAGUAGUCAGUCAGUCAGUCAAAUUCCUUCCAAAUUGGUACGUCUCUCUUUAUCUCAUAACUUACUGAAUGGCACUAUACCAUCUUGGUUGUAUGACAUACCAUCUUUACAUGAAUUAUCUCUAGACAAUAACCGAUUCACUGGACAGAUUGAUGAAUUCCAGCAUAAUUCUUUAUAUUAUCUUGAUUUGGGUAAUAACAACCUACAUGGCCACAUUCCAAUCUCAAUUGCUAAACUUGUGAGCCUUAACCAUCUAAAUAUUUCCUUCAAUAAUAUUAGUGGUCCUCUAGAGUCAAGCAUGUUCUCAAAGCUCAAAACUCUCCAAACAAUUGAUCUUUCACAUAAUCCUCUGUUAUCAUUCAGCAACUAUAGCAUUGUAGACUAUACUUUGCCCAAACUUUGGGAUUUGCAUUUGUCAUCUUGCAAUAUAAGUGACUUUCCGGAUUUUAUAAAAUCCAUGGAAAGUUUAGCAUAUUUAGACCUUUCCAAUAACCAAAUCAAAGGCAAUAUUCCGAUGUGGUUGUUGGAGGUGGGGAAGAAUUUGCAUGUUCUUGAUCUUAGUCACAAUUUUCUUCAAGGACCACUUCCAAUACCUCCGUCGAGCAUUGAAUUCUUUUUAGUCUCAAGGAAUAAUUUUAGUGGAAACAUACCUUCCUUGAUUUGUAAUAUCACUUUCCUCAAUGUCCUUGAUUUGUCUCAUAAUCACUUGAGUAACAUGGUUCCUUUGUGUUUGGGAAACUUUAGUCAUUCUCUCACAGUCUUAGAUUUGAGAAGUAACAAACUUAAUGGCACCAUUCCAGCAACUUUUGCAAAGGGAAACUACUUGAGAAGUCUUAACCUCAAUGACAAUCAAUUGGAAGGGUCAUUGCCAAGAUCGUUGAUCAAUUGCCGAAGGUUGGAAGUUCUAGAUCUUGGUAACAACAAGAUAAGUGGCACCUUCCCUCAUUGGUUGGAGAGUCUUCCAGAGUUACGGGUUCUUGUUUUGCGAUCAAACAAGUUUCAUGGUGCCAUAGCCAAUCCCAAAACCAAAUUCUCUUUCCCUAAUUUACGAAUCAUAGACCUCUCUCACAAUGAAUUCCAUGGUCUUUUGCCAACAAAAUAUUUCAAUCAUUUUAAAGCCAUGAUGAGCAUGAAUGCAAAUAAUGGUAAAUUGAAAUAUAUGGGUGAUAGCUAUUAUCACGAUUCUGUGAUGGUCACCAUGAAAGGAUUUAAUAUUGAAAUGGUGAAAAUCCAAAAUCUCUUUACAACCAUUGAUUUCUCAAACAAUAGUUUCAGGGGGGAGAUUCCAAAGUCAAUUGGAAUGCUUAAGUCACUCAAGGGGCUUAACUUUUCGCACAAUAGCCUUAUAGGUCAUAUGCCUCCAUCAAUGGGAAAUUUGAGAAAUCUUGAAUGGUUAGAUCUCUCCUCAAACAUGCUCACAGGGGAAAUUCCAGGACAAUUAGUAGAUAUUACAUCGCUUGAAGUUUUAAAUCUAUCAGAAAAUCAUCUUGUGGGGAUGAUACCACGAGGUAAUCAAUUCAAUACGUUUGAAAAUGUUUCUUACUUUGGAAACUUGGGGUUAUGUGGAUUUCCAUUGACAAGAACUUGUGACAAUGUUGAGGGACAACUACCAUUGCCAUCAUUAACCAUUCAGGACAAUGAUUUCAAGUUUGUAAAUUGGUUUCAUUGGAAAGUUGUAUUGUUGGGGUACGGAUGUGGAUUCAUACUUGGAUUAGGUUUGGGUUAUCUUGUGUUAUCAAGUGAAAAACCGAAAUGGCUUGUUAAUAUUGUUUAUGGUGAACGAUGUAACAUGGUUCAAAGAUCCAAAAAUAAUGCUCAUGGAAGAACUCGUUGAAGAAAAAUUGGGUGGAUGCAAGUUCUGAUUUAAGGGCUGUAAUGCUUCGGUCCUCCUGGAUGCCAGCAAUGGUGAUGAAAACCAUUCCACCGAGAGGCAGGCCAUACCCGUUCUGACCUUGAGGGGUUUUGAUAAAAUUGAUUCCAUCAAGGAGGAGCUUGAAAAGGCUUAUCCAGGGUAGUUUCAUGUGCUAAUAUUGUUUCUAUUGCCACUAGAGAUGGCAUUAUGCUGGCUAGACAGCAUUCUUUCAUAUUUCAACAGACACCUAAUCUUAGGCAUCUUGGCCUCUUUGAUUUCAGCAUUCCUUGCCAUUUGCGCAGCUUGAUGUUCUUUGAAUGAUCUUAUUUCUUUCUCUUUCUUCUCUCCCAAAUCAACAAAAAAGGAAAUCUACUGAAAGGUGCCAAGGGGCAGUGACGACACUGACCGAGAUUCCAUGACCAGAUGAUAACAUAACACAAACACUUACCUUUUUGCCCAUAGAGGUUUUGAUGAAAAAGAAACUGUACACACAACAUUGGGAAGGUUGACUAUGAAUUCAUACAGAAACGCUUCUCUGACUUCAAGGGGACCAGGCAGCCUGACCCAACAAUAGAUCCUGAUUUUCUUCCUGAGAUGAGAAUGAGGUUCCAAGACAGUAAUGGGACCACCACUCAGCCUUCUUCUUCGUCCAUGGCAUCAUUGGAAUUGAGUGAGUUUGCAGUGGGGAUGUAGAGACCCAAAAAGAGGGUCCUGCAAUCCAUGGAUCUCAAGGUCAAGUCCAACGAAACCGCUCCUUGCUUUUGAAGGUUUUGGUAUGCUUUUUGUUAUGUACAUUUAAAGACAAUGCUAUAGUUGUGGAUCCAUUCCCCGAAUCUAACCCAUCAUCUUCAAUCAACAGGUUAGGAGUGCUGCUGAUCAACCUCUGAUUUUCUGAGAGAGAGAUUGUUUGAUGCAAACUCAAAUUUCCAAAAAUUUUGAGAUUCGUGACUGCUGUCAAAAAACCAAUUUUAGAGGCUGGUGGCCCUUUCUGUCCAGUGUCAACAGGCCGGAGGGACAGCACUCAUAUUUCAAUGAAGGACUGGCUGAUAUUCCAUGACCUGGUUAUAAUAUAACACAGACACUACACCUUUUUACCCGUUAGAGGUUUUGAUGAAGAGCAACACUCACUUUUCUAGUUUCUUGAUCAUCUGAAGGUGCAUACAACAUUGGGAAGAUUGGUUGUGAGUUCAUACAGAAACUCCUCUCUGACUACAAGGGGACAGGGCAGCCUGACUGAGAUGAGAAUAAGGUGCCAAGACAGUAAUAGGACCACCAUUCAGCCUUCUUCUUAACCCAUGGAAACAUUGGAAAUGAGUGAGUUUGCAUGAAUUCACAGCCAAUCAUUAAAGGGGAGAGGACUUCUUUUUGCUGAUCAGCAGUUUCUGGCUAAUGAGAAGAUCGCAAGACUUGUAAGGGCUUAUGCUUUAGAUGACGGGUCAACCUCCUGAAUGGACUUUGCUUGGGCAAUGAUGAAGAUGUCAUGGCUUAAUGUUCUGACUGGAUAUCUAGGUCAGGUCCGAUGGAACUGCUCCUUGCCUUUGGUCAGUUCCUAAGCGACAGUCUUGACCAUAGUGAAAUCUUGACAUCUUUAUUUUUUCAUAUAAGCUUCUCUUUAAGUUCAAUGUUUGAUUGGCAGUGACUUCUACGUUUCUUACGUGUACUAAUUUGAGUCUAUAUAUAGUGGCAAUGGCAUGGAGUAGAAAUAUGCUAUGGCUGUUGAGGUCUUUAGAAAUAUAGAAUUCCGUUUGGAUUGUUACCAAAAGCUAACUAAUAUUUGGGGAGCUCAUAAUGUAGUAAUUUUAAUUGGGGCCUUGGAGCAUUCACCUUA
Molecule: messenger RNA, 4911 nt
Organism: Quercus robur (English oak)
Lineage: Eukaryota; Viridiplantae; Streptophyta; Magnoliopsida; Fagales; Fagaceae
Product: receptor-like protein 7
Exons: 8
Coding region: 120-3065 (981 amino acids)
Biological process (GO): response to oxidative stress
Molecular function (GO): heme binding; peroxidase activity; protein binding
Source: RefSeq, a predicted model, not a curated record